GGAGACGUGUAGGGGCCGGGUUCGGCCCUUGUUGAACUUUCCCCCCGGCGUAGGGGUUCCCUUUUCCGGGAUAAGAUGGCGCCCUCCACGCCGCUGUUGACAGUACGAGGAUCAGAAGGACUGUACAUGGUAAAUGGCCCACCACAUUUUACAGAAAGCACUGUAUUUCCAAGGGAAUCUGGGAAAAACUGCAAAAUUUAUACCUUUAGUAAGGAUGGGACCUUGUUUGCCUGGGGCAAUGGAGAAAAAGUAAAUAUUAUCAAUGUCACUAACAAGAGACUACUGCACUCCUUCGACCUCCCAAAGACAGUUUGCCUGGAAUUCUCACCCAAAAACACUAUCCUGGCAACGUGGCAGCCUUACACUACUUCUAAAGAUGGCACGGCUGGGGCACCCAACCUACAGCUUUAUGAUGGGAAAACUGGGACAUGUUUGAAAUCUUUUGUACAGAAAAAAGCACAAAAUUGGUGUCCAUCUUGGUCAGAAGAUGAAAUCAUUUGUGCCCGAAAUGUUAACAAUGAAGUUCACUUCUUUGAAAACAAUGAUUUUAACACAAUUGCAAAUAAAUUGCAUUUGCAAAAAAUUAAUGAUUUUGUCUUAUCACCUGGAUCCCAACCAUACAAGGUGGCUGUAUAUGUCCCAGGAAGCAAAGGUGCACCUUCAUUCGUUAGAUUAUACCAGUACCCCAACUUUGCUGGGCCACAUGCAGCUUUAGCCAAUAAGAGUUUCUUUAAAGCUGAUAAGGUUACAAUGCUGUGGAAUAAAAAGGCUACUGCUGUGUUGGUAAUAGCUAGUACAGAAGUUGACAAGACAGGAGCUUCCUACUAUGGAGAACAAACACUUCACUACAUUGCAACAAAUGGAGAAAGUGCCGUGGUGCAAUUACGGUGUCCAGAUGGUGAGCAUAUCUUAACAGCCACUUGUGCUCCCAGGUUACGUGUUAAUAAUGGGUACAAAAUUUGGCAUUAUACCGGCUCUGUCUUGCACAAGUAUGAUGUCCCGUCAAAUGGAGAAUUGUGGCAGGUUUCCUGGCAGCCAUUCUUGGAUGGAGUGUUUCCAGCAAAAACAAUAACGUACCAAGCAGUUCCAAGUGACAUACCCAGUGAAGAGCCUAAAGUUGCAACAGCUUACAGACCCCCAGCUUUACGAAAUAAACCAGUUACCAAUUCCAAAUUGCAUGAGGAAGAACCACCCCAGAAUAUGAAACCACAACCAGGUCAUGAUAAACCAUUAUCGAAAACAGCCCUUAAAAAUCAAAAGAAACAUGAAGCCAAGAAAGCUGCAAAGCAGGAAGCAAGAAGUGACAAGACUUCAGAUGUGGCACCAGCUCCUGCUCCACAGAGUGUACCACAGAACACUGUCUCACAGUCAGCUUCCGGUGACCCUGAAGUAGACAAAAAAAUCAAAAAUUUGAAGAAGAAACUGAAAGCAAUAGAACAACUAAAAGAACAAGCAGCAGCUGGAAAACAACUAGAAAAAAACCAGUUGGAGAAAAUUCAAAAAGAGACAGCCAUUCUUCAAGAGUUGGAAGAUUUGGAAUUGGGUAUUUAAAAAUUCACUGAAGGCAAAUCAACGCAAGCAUUUCUGUUAAGCCUAUUGGUGUACCUGAAACAACUGUGAGCCUACAUUAAAUGUUGGCCUGAAGUUUUAACCAUUUAUCCAAGAUUCUGCAUAUGUAUGAAAUUAUUUAACAGUUGUUUGUUGACAUUAUAUCCUGUAUUAUGUCAGUACAUAGUAAAGAAAUGCCUGAAUUUUCAGUUAAGCUAGACAGAUUAAGAGAUACUAAUUUUUAACUGGAAACAGUAUUUGCUAUGUAAAUGAUUAAAAACAUUUUAAAUUUG
Molecule: messenger RNA, 1841 nt
Organism: Octodon degus (degu)
Lineage: Eukaryota; Metazoa; Chordata; Mammalia; Rodentia; Octodontidae
Gene: Eif2a
Product: eukaryotic translation initiation factor 2A
Exons: 15
Coding region: 76-1551 (491 amino acids)
Biological process (GO): translational initiation
Cellular component (GO): cytosolic small ribosomal subunit
Molecular function (GO): tRNA binding; protein binding; translation initiation factor activity
Source: RefSeq, a predicted model, not a curated record